Messenger RNA from Gilbertella persicaria, 944 nucleotides. RefSeq lists its product as uncharacterized. The transcript is spliced from 3 exons. The record is from RefSeq and is a predicted model, not a curated record. Bases 414 to 884 code for a protein of 156 amino acids. NCBI's taxonomy places the organism in Eukaryota, Fungi, Mucoromycota, Mucoromycetes, Mucorales, Choanephoraceae.
UAAAAAUAAAAAAAAGGAGAUGCGUAUUUUAAUAAUUACAUAUCUGUUAUGCGUUUAUAUUAAUAUAAAGCAAGACUUGCCCCACGCUUGGAAAUGGGAUGGAAGGACAAGAAAUGGAUACAAAAAAAACGGGUUUUGAUUGGCCAAAUGUAUAAGCCCAAGUUGAGUUAUUCUAGAUCAGUAGACAUGAUCAAGUUUGCUCGUUUAUGCAAGUCCUUUUAUUCUAUUUUAGAUAUCUUCCUGGUCUAUAUGGUUUUAAUUACAAACUCUAAUCGAUUCGUCUCUAAAGAACACUUUUUUACUUUAUGAUAAAGUAUAACUUUAUGCCCGGGGAAGUCAUGUUGUCGGCUACAGGUUGUUCUGCCUCGCUGUAUUCCAACCUUUGAAAAAACCCUUAAUGGUUUGACUGGCACAUGGAGGAAUUUCCACUUUUAUUACCUAAUAUGCGCUUUCUAAUUUCAAUUCCUCUUUUUUCUUUUUUUCGUUUUCUUUUUCAUUUAGACAUGCUUAUCUAUUUAGCCUUAUUUUUCUUCUUUUUACUAUUAUGUUGGUAUUUUCGCCAAUAUAUCCUCGAUGCUGCCUCCUUCUUGGCAAACAAAACCAAUCGUUUGAUAGGCUACCAUUUAUUACCAACAAAUGCUGGCUCUUUUGAGGAAGAUAUUGAGGAUGGAUUAACAAGUUCACAAUUUGACUUACAUGCUAAUAUGGACGAACAAGAUACUCGAGCAGGUUUAAAAGACAAGGAAGAAAUUAUGAGAAUUAUGAAGAAACAAAAAGUGUCUUUUGAUGAAGCUCGUUUAAUUCGUCAGCAGAGAUUAUUAAAAAAGAAUAAUAUUGAUCCAGAAACGGGCUUACCUUUGGAUCCCAAGUUUGUUUCUUUUUAAUACCAUCGUCUUUGUACAAUUAAAGCAUAUAUUUUUUGAAACUCACUUACAAAAGCCACC